CUCCUCUGUGACUGGGCCUACGGUGAAUUCAAAGGAUGAAGAGCUAGUUGAUCAUCAAGAUACAGACAUUGAAGCAGCCGCAGCUGGCAGCUUGCUAUAUCCAGUAAGAACGCUCGGCAAUAUAUGAAAGAAAAAAGUGCACUCACAGCACUCAGAAAAAGUGGCUAUUUUCCCACUUAAAGUUAAAUCCUAGCCAAGUUCUUGAGAAGUGUGAGUGCACUUUUUCGUUUCAUACAAAAGUGGUGGGGACGAUGAAGAAGAAAGUGACAUCUACGAGGUAGUAAGCACCAAGGCAGUUCUCUUGCAACAACCAAAAGCAAACGAUCUUGUGGGGAUAAAGUUGCCUCUUUGCAAUGGGAGGCCAGGACAUGAAGCUUUGCUACAGUUACAGAAGGAAAUUAGAUUUGACAUUUCGGAAAAAGUUGUUGCUCGUGAUCAUCCUAAGCUGUAUCACAAAAUUUUCUCUACUCUACGAGAACAUGAGACACUGGGACACCAAGUAGACCUGAUGACACCAGAGGAGGCCUUCGUGGCAGCCUCAAUUCCUGGUGUCAGUUGUGAUCAAGUCAGCCGUACGCCAGACGAUCUGCAUCCUUGUACCCGAUUGCGCCCUAAUCGUCUCCAGUUUUUGGCAUUGAAUUAAGGGCUGCAAGUUGACCGAUCUAAGCGCAUAUCUAUGACCGAUCUAAGCGCAUACCUAGGCUGUUUGAUUGAUAAGCGUACAGGUCAUCGCCUAAACCACUCAGCCAACUGAGUAUGGGAAAUGGAUAGACGUGCGAGCUAGGUAGAUCAACUUGCAGCCCCUAACUGUAGGAACGGAUGAGCCUGCCCAAAUUGCGACACGACACCCGUCGGCUGGGGCCAGUGGAGUAUAUGCUGUCUGGUGCGGUGAUACAGCAGAUAGAACAUUAUACGAAC
Amoebophrya sp. A25 is the source of this 918-nucleotide messenger RNA. The record is from the annotation of a GenBank genome assembly. Lineage: Eukaryota; Dinophyceae; Syndiniales; Amoebophryaceae.